Molecule: messenger RNA, 3548 nt
Organism: Brachypodium distachyon (stiff brome)
Lineage: Eukaryota; Viridiplantae; Streptophyta; Magnoliopsida; Poales; Poaceae
Product: receptor protein-tyrosine kinase CEPR2
Exons: 3
Coding region: 221-3067 (948 amino acids)
Biological process (GO): hormone-mediated signaling pathway; protein phosphorylation
Cellular component (GO): plasma membrane
Molecular function (GO): protein binding; protein kinase activity; ATP binding
Source: RefSeq, a predicted model, not a curated record
CGGCGCAGUCUUGAGCACACAAAGCUAGCUAGAGGCGCCAGCACCUCCUGCCUGCGUGGCCGUUUCCCCUCUUCCUCUUUUCUCGCUCGCCGUUGCUGCUGCUGCUGCAUAAAGUCGUCGUGCUCUGCCCAGCUAGCGCUCUCUCUCUUCUUUCCUGCUGUUUUGCUUGGCCGAGGAAUUGUGCGGCUCCUGCAGCUAGCCACCUGAGCUGGCACGCAGUAUGCCAACCUCACCACUUCAGAUAUAUUUCUGGUGCAUUCUCCUAUUUGCCAAUGUUGGGAUUUCCACAUCAUUACCUCUGGAAACAGAUGCACUCCUUGACAUCAAAAGUCAUCUGGAGGAUCCAGAGAAGUGGCUACACAACUGGGAUGAAUUUCACUCACCGUGCUAUUAUUAUGGUGUAACGUGCGAUAAACUUUCUGGUGAGGUCAUUGGAGUAUCACUCUCAAAUGUCUCGCUAUCGGGAACUAUAUCGCCAUCAUUUUCUCUUCUUCGCCGGUUGCAUACUCUGGAACUUGGUGCAAACUCCAUCUCAGGAAUUAUUCCAGCUGCCCUGGCAAACUGCACAAAUUUGCAGGUUCUUAACUUGUCAAUGAACAGUUUGACAGGCCAACUGCCUGAUCUUUCGCCAUUGCUCAAGCUACAAGUUCUUGAUUUAUCAACCAAUAAUUUUUCUGGCGCUUUCCCUGUAUGGAUCAGCAAAUUAUCAGGCCUAACUGAAUUAGGUCUAGGGGAGAACAAUUUCACUGAAGGUGACGUUCCUGAAAGCAUUGGAGUCCUGAAGAACCUGACAUGGCUAUUCUUGGGGAAAUGCAACCUUAGAGGUGAUAUACCUGCUUCAGUCUUUGACUUGGUAUCACUUGGGACUCUGGACUUCUCACGCAAUCAGAUGACCGGCAUGUUCCCGAAAGCAAUAUCCAAGCUGCGCAACCUGUGGAAGAUUGAGCUCUACCAGAACAACCUGACUGGUGAAAUUCCUCCUGAGCUUGCACAUCUGACAUUGUUAUCUGAAUUUGACGUGUCUCAGAAUGAACUUACUGGUAUACUUCCUAGGGAGAUUUCUAACCUGAAGAACCUUAAGAUCUUCCAUAUAUACAUGAACAACUUCUAUGGUGAGCUUCCUGAAGGACUGGGGGACUUGCAGUUUCUUGAGUCAUUUUCAACCUAUGAGAAUCAGUUGUCAGGAAAAUUCCCUGCCAACCUUGGUCGGUUCUCACCACUCAAUGCAAUUGACAUAUCAGAGAACUACUUUUCCGGUGAAUUUCCAAGGUUUCUGUGCCAAAACAACAAAUUGCAGUUCUUACUGGCUUUGAACAAUAACUUCUCAGGUGAAUUCCCCAGUUCUUACUCUUCUUGCAAGAAACUAGAGAGGUUUAGAAUAAGUCAAAACCAGUUUGCUGGGAGUAUUCCUUAUGGUAUAUGGGGAUUGCCUAAUGCUGUGAUCAUUGAUGUUGCCGAUAAUGGAUUUAUUGGUGGGAUAUCUUCGGACAUAGGCAUUUCAGCCAAUUUGAACCAGCUGUUUGUUCAGAAUAACAACUUCUCCAGUGAACUUCCAUUGGAGUUGGGAAAGCUCUCUCAGCUGCAGAAGCUGAUUGCUUUCAACAACAGAUUCUCUGGCCAAAUACCUACACAGAUUGGUAAUCUGAAACAACUGUCUUACCUUCAUCUGGAGCACAAUGCACUCGAAGGGUCAAUACCACCAAACAUUGGUUUGUGCAACAGCCUAGUUGACCUUAAUCUUGCAGAGAAUUCUUUGUCUGGCAACAUUCCAGAUGCACUUGCCUCCCUUUUGAUGCUGAAUUCACUCAAUCUAUCUCAUAACAUGAUCUCUGGUGAAAUCCCUCAACGAUUGCAGUCUCUGAAGCUAAGUUAUGUUAAUUUCUCUCACAACAAUUUGUCUGGACCAGUCUCUCCACAGCUCCUUAUGAUAGCAGGAGAAGAUGCAUUCUCUGAAAACUAUGACCUUUGUGUCACCAAUAUUUCAGAAGGAUGGAGACAAUCUGGCACCAGUUUACGCUCUUGCCAGUGGUCCGAUGACCAUCACAACUUCUCACAGAGACAGCUGUUAGCUGUGGUGAUCAUGAUGACAUUUUUUCUUGUUCUCCUAUCUGGAUUGGCAUGUCUAAGGUACGAAAAUAACAAGCUUGAGGAUGUCAGCAGAAAGCGAGACACUGAGAGUAGUGAUGGCAGUGACUCGAAGUGGAUCGUUGAGUCCUUCCAUCCCCCAGAGGUCACUGCUGAAGAGGUCUGCAACUUGGAUGGGGAGAGCUUAAUUGGUUAUGGACGUACUGGCACAGUGUACAGGCUAGAAUUGAGCAAGGGGAGGGGAAUUGUGGCUGUGAAGCAGCUGUGGGACUGUAUCGAUGCAAAGGUCUUGAAAACUGAGAUAAACACGCUCAGAAAGAUAUGCCAUCGGAACAUUGUGAAACUCCAUGGAUUCUUGGCUGGUGGGGGAUCAAACUUUUUGGUCUAUGAGUAUGCGGUGAAUGGAAAUCUUUAUGAUGCCAUUCGCCGCAAGUUCAAAGCUGGGCAGCCAGAGCUGGACUGGGCCAGGCGAUACCGGAUUGCAGUUGGAGCUGCAAAGGGCAUCAUGUACCUUCACCAUGAUUGCUCCCCUGCCAUAAUUCACCGAGAUGUAAAAUCGACCAACAUACUGCUUGAUGAGGACUAUGAAGCUAAGCUUGCAGAUUUCGGUAUCGCUAAAUUGGUGGAAACUUCACCACUGAACUGCUUUGCUGGUACCCAUGGUUACAUAGCUCCAGAGCUUACAUAUUCUCUCAAGGCGACAGAGAAGAGCGAUGUUUACAGCUUUGGUGUUGUAUUGCUAGAGUUGCUUACCGAACGUAGCCCAACAGACCAGCAGUUUGAUGGCGAACUAGACAUUGUAUCCUGGGCUUCAUCCCAUUUGGCUGGCCAAAAUACUGCAGAUGUUCUUGAUCCAAGAGUUAGCAACUAUGCAUCAGAAGACAUGAUAAAGGUCUUGAACAUUGCCAUUGUUUGCACUGUACAGGUGCCUUCUGAGCGACCAACAAUGAGAGAAGUUGUGAAAAUGCUCAUUGACAUCUAGCUCAACAAUGUGGAGAGCGGAGAAGAAGAAUGUUACAUAAAUAAGAAGAGGUACCUUUUCUUUGUAAGAUGCCACCAUCAACAAGAUCAGGGCCUCUAGGCACCAAGUAGCUCACUCUGUAGAGCCAAUUGACCUUAGAAUGCCUGACUAGAGCAGGAAACCAGUAAAUGGUUGACUCUUCCUAUCUUGGAGGUGUAGUAGCCUCUGAUAGCUUGAUCAUAGGUAAAGAGUCUUUAGCUCUAUCCUGAAAAAAUCCACUCAUGUACCUUGCAGUUUCUGUAUAAAGUUGUGAUGCACUAUCAGAUACUGAGUAGUUAAAUCUUCUGGACUUAACUAAGUCAUAUACACAAAUAACUCUUCCUAUUUUGGAGGUGUAGUAGCCUCUGAUAGCUUGAUCAUAGGUAAAGAGUCUAUAGCUCUAUCCUGAACAAAUCCACUCAUGUACCUUGCAGUUUCUGUAUAAAGUUGUGCUGCACUGUCA